This is a messenger RNA of Ruditapes philippinarum (Manila clam), 1644 nucleotides long. Its product is annotated as glycine receptor subunit alpha-3-like. The transcript has 9 exons. Gene Ontology annotation, biological process: chemical synaptic transmission; regulation of membrane potential; signal transduction. Gene Ontology annotation, cellular component: synapse; membrane; neuron projection. Lineage: Eukaryota; Metazoa; Mollusca; Bivalvia; Venerida; Veneridae. Gene Ontology annotation, molecular function: neurotransmitter receptor activity; extracellular ligand-gated monoatomic ion channel activity; transmembrane signaling receptor activity. Bases 325 to 1596 code for a protein of 423 amino acids. The record is from RefSeq and is a predicted model, not a curated record.
AUUAUAUCUUGAGAAAAUUGGCAUGCACAUUUUUUUUGCAAAUCGCCAUUGUGAAGCAUGUAUAACAUGACUGUUAAAUCAUUUGACUCUUUUUGUGCUCUUACCUACGAAAUUUACAUUUAAAUUUUCUUCUCACUAAAGGGAAGAUAUUUAGAUCUUAUUUAAUGUAUAACGAGCCGCAAAAAUGUAAUAUGACGCAUGUUCCACUGCGGAAGUUAAAUCAGUCAACAUAAACUUUGUGAAAGAUAAAAUGUAAUAUUAUCGUUGUACAAAUACGUUCUUAAAUAAUUGUAUUCUUUUAGGAUUCAUUGAAGAAGGCGGACGAUGGAAAAACGUGACAUGAUGAUGGGGGAAUUUCGUUUUGUAAUUUUAAUAUUAUGUGUAUAUCUAUGUUCCAUUAGGUUUAUUCAUGGACAAAAUGUACUAUCGAGGCGUGCGAUCACAUCGACAUUGCUCGAUCCAUCAAAAUAUGAUUCCAACAUCGUGCCAGACUUCGAUGAAGAGUAUCCUACAAAUGUGACGAUUCAAAUUACUAUACAUGACAUGCAUUCAAUCAGUGAGACUACAAUGGAAUAUUCAGUGGACGUUUACUUACGAAUGUGGUGGCGUGACGAGAGACUAGAUUUCAGCGGCUUAAGCAACAUUUCAAAAUUAGAAUUGGAUUCAAAGUCUCUAGGAAAUGUUUGGCAGCCUGAUAUAUUCUUUGAAAAUGAGAAAAGAGCGACUGUCCAUUCGGUGACUACGACAAACAAACUGGUUCAUAUCCUUAGAAAUGGAACAGUGGUAUAUAGCAUAAGGUUAUCGUUGGCACUGAGCUGUACAAUGUUGUUACAAUAUUACCCAUUCGACAGUCAACGGUGUCCACUAAUUAUACAAAGCUUUGGUUACACACAGGAUAACAUUAAUUUGGAUUGGUAUAAAAUAAGCCCAGUAUCAGCUGAAAAUCUUGAGAUGCCACAGUUUGAACUGGCGGAGGACGAUAUCACAACGUCGGAUUACAGCUCCCCUUAUUCUCAAACCGGCACUUUUUCGACAUUAAAGGCAGAGCUUCACCUUACCAGAAAAGUCGGGUUUUACUUCUUACAAGUGUUUGUACCAGCCGUUCUCUUAGUUGUCUUAUCUUGGGUAUCUUUCUGGGUUGACCCAAAUGCUGUACCUGCACGGGUUUCUCUCGGUGUCACGUGUGUACUGACGAUGACAACACAGAGCGCGGGUAUACGGCAGUCACUUCCACCAGUGUCCUAUGUGAAAGCAAUCGAUGUUUGGAUGUUUGUAUGUUUGCUGUUUGUAUUUGCGGCAUUGUUAGAGUUCGCCUAUGUUAACGUUCUUCUACGAAGGAAAGCCCCAGUGAGCCAUGAAGCAUAUGAGUUGAGAAAAACAGAUGGUGAGGAUACUAAAAAUGAAAAAGACGAGGUCAAAGGCAGAGGUGCAAAAAUACUGGAAUUUAUUCGAAGUCCUGCCCCGGAUGCAAAGACGAAAGCAAAGAGAGUCGACAUUGUAUCAAGAUUUUUGUUCCCAAUUUCAUUCAUUUUAUUUCUCAUCAUAUUUUUUAUGGUUUGUGGGUUGGCCAAACAUCCACCCCCAGACGACGAUUAGUGGUUACUGGCACUCUAACAUAAUCAUUUAAUAAAACAUUGAAUGUGA